CCGAGAGGCGCGCGCUCUGUUCCGCCGGUUGCAGUUUAGGUUGCACAACGCGCGUUUAUCUACUCGUGACGCCGUACCGGUUGCGACCCGAUUCCCCAAGUGCGAAUAAAUAAAUAAAUCAAACAAAAAUUAUGGCUGCUGCUAACGCCGCGAAGAGGCUCAUUCCUCUUUUCGACCGAGUUCUGGUGCAACGAGCCGAGGCUGUGACCAAAACGAAAGGUGGUAUCGUGCUUCCAGAGAAAGCGCAGGCCAAAGUCCUGAGAGGCACAGUCGUGGCAACAGGACCCGGAUCGAGGAACAACAAAGGAGAGCAUGUGCCUUUAACCAUUAAGAUUGGAGACGUCGUGUUGCUUCCCGAAUACGGUGGCACGAAGGUUGAACUCGAGGACAACAAGGAAUAUCACCUGUUUCGCGAAUCGGACAUACUGGCCAAAGUAGAAGUUUAAGUUAAUCCUUCGAGUCUUUUAUGUUCUCAAUUUUGUAAAUUGUAAUUUCGUUGACUGUUCAUCAAUUUGCAAAGCAAAGGCUGUACGCAGAAGUUUCACAAACAACAAGAAUGUUAUCUGUUUAUCAGCUUGAUAUACACAAAGACUUUCUUUUUUUUUUUUUUAAAUCUAUUGGUGGUUGAAGCGCGCCGUUGUUUCUCAUGUACAUAGCCACAUACCAUAGUUUUCUGAUAAAAUAAAAAAAAAAAACAUUUGUCUACUGUA
Messenger RNA from Pseudomyrmex gracilis, 710 nucleotides. RefSeq names its product 10 kDa heat shock protein, mitochondrial. The record is from RefSeq and is a predicted model, not a curated record. The transcript is spliced from 3 exons. Gene Ontology annotation, cellular component: mitochondrial matrix. NCBI's taxonomy places the organism in Eukaryota, Metazoa, Arthropoda, Insecta, Hymenoptera, Formicidae. The coding region runs from base 132 to 446 and encodes 104 amino acids. Gene Ontology annotation, molecular function: protein-folding chaperone binding; ATP binding; metal ion binding.